CGCAAUCUGUUACGUCAGAGCAAUCAGACUGGAAAAGUUUAAAGUUUUUUCAAGUCGUGAAUAAAAGGUGGGUUUUUAAUAUUAAAAUUUUCACUGAUUUUUAAAGAAAAAUUAAAUAGUAUUCAGUAGAAUAGUAGAACAGAUAAAGGAGAAUAUCUCUAUUUUUUCUUGGCGUCUGAAACGUCUUGGAUUUUACAAAAAUCCGGCAACGAAAGGACCCAUCUCAGACGCGUUCACACGUGUAGGCUGGGCAAAUGACAUUGAAUGGUGUUUGAAAUAUACAUCUGCGAAUCUCUGGGGAAUUCUCCAACCAGAGAUUUGUAAAAUACUUGAAAUUUGAUUGGCUUAUGUAGUGUUUAUUUCGUGAUAAUUGUGAUUUUUUUGAUAACCAGACAUGCACAUUCAAAUUUCUAAUAAAAUUUUCGGUUGCGAAACGCCGGGGCUUACAAAAUAUUUAGUAUUCGCUUUUUGAAUGUCAAUAUUAAUAUUUAAUUUAAUUUACAGUACACAGAAAUGAGUAUUUUGGGCAUAAAAUGAUGAGAUCUGGAAAUUGUGAUUUUAUUUUUUCAUCCAAUUUAGGGAGCAAAUAUUUUGAUUGUAUCGAGUUUCCUGAAAAAGCGAAUGUUGGAUAAUAAUUAACAGUUUACUUUAGCUUUUGUUUGUGCCCCAGGGAACAUAGUUCUCUGACAGUUAGUAUAUUGUAGCUUGGAAAUUUUACGUGUUACUGUGCUGGAGUAAUCGGUGAAUACAUACACCAUUAAAAAACUAUAUAUUGAAUUACAUGUAUAAAAGUUCUGAGUCCUAACAGGAAUUGAUGGUUAGAACGUCUCUCUGUCCAGUUAUCGGAAAGGUUACAUGAUUCGAUUCCUGUUAGGGCUCAGAAUUUUUCUUGUAUAAGGCUUGAUACACACCUACACUAAAUAUCACAUUGAAUUACAUGCCAUCAAAAACAUUUAUUAGAAUGUUACGGUUAGUAAUCCCAGGUUGAACCUGGUUUCGGUUGAACUUGACUUUGCAGUCGGUAUAAUUAUCUACCAAAAAACACAUACAGUACUGGAAAAAUCUUAUACACCUUGUACAUUCAUCCGACACUGGAUCCCAAUCCAAUACAGUAUUACGAAUGCACUAAACCCAGCAUUAUUAUGAAUGCAUUUUUUAUUUACGUUUUUGCGGACAAUAAAAUGUUUCCUGAAUCUUUCCUGCACCCUGGCCGAACCCUAACCAGCCCGCAUCCUAACUAUUCUGGCCAUCUGUAUGGGGCCAUUCCAUUUAAUAAACACACACCCCUAUGGACGAGGUCAAUAAAAUUUGAACCCCAAAGAAAAAAAGAUCAAAGUGCUGACACAAACACCCCACCAGAAAUUAAUAAAUUUUUGCCUUACCCCUCAGAAAAAAUGCAAAGAUCAAAGGAUGCCGAUGCACACAACCCUUCAGAAAUGUUUUUUUCAAACCCCCUCAGAAAUUCUCGUCCAUAGGGGGGGGGGGGGGUGCAUUAAAUGGAAUGGCCCAUGCAGGAGGAAUAACACAUACAAUGUCAUACGCCUGAAGUACCACUCCUGGAUUCGAACCGGGCAAUAGCACGUGCAAGGCAAGUGCCUUAACCACUUGACUACUGAGGAAUUGCUUGAAAUUAACUAAAAUAUAUUUGGUAUCUUCUCAGUAUGUUUAAAGAAAGAGAUAGAAACUUUUGUAACCGCUGCAAAUCUUAUAUCAACAUAAUCUUACAACCACUGCAAAUCUUACUUUAUCAGCGAUAUAUUUGGUCAUGGGUAAGGAUAAAGAAGAAAAUAUACCAGCGGGAAAUGCAGAGAAAGGUGCCAAAGUAUUUAAACAAAAAUGUGCUCAAUGUCAUACUGUAAAUAAGGUGAGCUUAUAGACAAAGAUUAACAAAUUGUAUUUGGAUAGCUCCAUCAGUUUUAAAAUGUUCUUCCCAGAGGUUUGGUAAGUGCCAUCCUGUAUUGAUACAGUGUUCCUACAGACGAAAACCAGAAUGUUUGAAAAAUACAUGAAAUGUUUGGUAGAGUCAAACUGGAAGCACUCUUUUCACAUGCAACUGAGGCAAAAUUAUAAUCAAACAACUGUAUAUUGCAACCUCGUUCUCAGGCUCUUACUCAAGAGGGAAGAGCCUCGGAACGAGGUUGCUGUAUAUUGCUGGAAUUGAACUUUAUUUCUGACGUGAAAGGCACACACACUAAAUACUGUAUUUUCUUCCUCAGGGUGGAUCACAUAAGACCGGCCCGAAUCUUUAUGGCCUCUUUGGACGUAAAACUGGUCAAGCACUAAACUUCUCAUACACUCAAGCCAAUCAAAAUAAGGGCAUAACCUGGGGAAGAGAUACGUUAUGGAUAUACUUACAAGAUCCUAAGAAAUAUAUCCCAGGUAAUGUUGAUUUUAUCGUUGGAAAACAAGAGCAUAAAUGUAAAUUAUUAAACCUUAACCUGCAAUGUGCUCUGAUGCACCCUAUUCUCUAACUCAAAACAAUUUUACUCAUCAAGGGGAGAAAGUAAAGUUGUCUGGUGUAAGGUGUUAAUUGUAUGUUUUUUAUGUAUUCAUGAUAUUUUAAAAUUUAUGUUUGCGAUGUUACUCUGAGUGCAUAUCCACACCGGGCGAGCUUGAAAAAUAUGCCCGGCCACGGUGGGAUUCGAACUUACGACCUUUGGAAUACUAGCCCAAUGCUAGCAAAUUCAUAUUACUAGAACACAUUGGUAUUGAAGGAACUAGAUACUGGUCCGAAAUAUCACUUACUCGAACCGUCCUGACCGCGUAGCUCAGUUGGAAGAGCAUUGGGCUAGUAUUCCAAAGGUCGUAGGUUCGAAUCCCACCGUGGCCGGGCAUAUUUUUCAAGCUCGCCCGGUGUGGAUAUGCACUCAGAGUAACAUCGCAAACAUAUUAUUCACUUGAGUACACAACACCAACGCAGAAAAAAAAAAUUCAUUUUAAAAUUUGUCUACAUUUAGGAACCAAAAUGGUAUUUGCUGGUAUAAAAAAGAAGGCAGAACGUGCAGGUAAGGAUUGAAUUACUGGGUUAUUCUAACUCCUUGUACAAGCGAAACAAACUAUGUAUUGUGUAUAUCCCUGUCCCUGCCGUGAUUGGGACCCUUUUUAAGUUCCGAGGCUCAGCAAGCAUUCCCCUUAGGACCAGAGAUAGCUUAAUGCUUUACCAUGCGGAUUUUAUCCUGUGUUUACACAAGACUUUUGAGGCAGACUGGUCGCCAAAAUAAACCACUGGUCUCACCACUAUAAAUAGUAUAAUAACUAGAAUACAUUUUCUCACAAACCUGAAAUUUACCCUUACACGAGCAACUUUCACGGUUCUAAUCCACAGAAUCGUUGGAUGCCAAACUCGGCUACCCGAGCUGGCUCACUCCAUCUAAACAACAGCUCUUAGAACCUCUCUGACGACAAAUUUAUUUUCCAGAUUUAAUUGCGUACUUGGAAAAAGAAACUACUAUACCAGCAAAUUAACAAGCAUUGAUUGUGUGCUGAAAUCUUCAAAAUAACUACCGAACUAACUUAAGCCUAGUGCAAGUAAUAUUGGUUAAGUAAAGACAUUAUUUUUUAAUUAAACUAUUUACAGUAUUAGAAAUUUUAUUUCUAAGUGUUUAAAAAUUGUCACAAUAAAUUUUCUCUUUUGCACUUAACCAAAACAUUUUCAUUGUGUGUAAUAACUUUGCUGGCAAAAUAUAUGAAUAAAGAUUAUCGCUUUAUAAAGUUUGUGAUUUUGUUUUUAUUUUAAAGUGUUUGCAGCUAGUGGCAAAGUACAAUUAGCUAUCAUUCAAGUGCUCUUAGAAAUUGUUGCUGUGGCAGUUCCCCUCCACAACCGGCAGGUGUUACAAGUUCAACAUGAACACACACAAUAACUGUAAAAAAUCACCUUUAUUCAAUUUCUCUAUCACUAAAAUAUUCACCAUUAAUAAUAUAUAAUUUCACAAUCAACUAUUUGGCUAUAAAAAGAUAUUGAUUUUGUCAUAAUUAAAUUGAAUUCUUCAUUUAUAAUACGAACAAUAAAGUAAACAUCUUCUAUUUUCCCACAGCAAAUAUUUUCCAAAUUUGCGAUGUAUAAUCUAUUCACAUCUAAUGAUUACAUCUGGUUGGCUAUUCUGGACCAACCUGUAAAACAAAA
This is a messenger RNA of Paramuricea clavata, 4123 nucleotides long. Lineage: Eukaryota; Metazoa; Cnidaria; Anthozoa; Malacalcyonacea; Plexauridae. The record is from the annotation of a GenBank genome assembly.